CAGUACUGUUGGAGCUUUGAAGUCACUAAAUGAACUGUUGUAAGUUGAGGACUACCUGUAUGUGGGAAAGGUUAGGCAUAUAACAAGAACUUGAACUAUUUCUUCUCUGACAGCUUCAAAACAUCAGUCUCUUAUCAUAACAUCCUUGGAGUGAAGAGCUUUAUGUAACUAAAUGGCCUCGUAAUUAUGAGGCAGGAUAAUCAGUGUGGUAACACUCUCAGACUAGUAGCAUUAUGCUUCUCCCAAACCAUUACCGAAAAAAAAAUGCUUGCAGGUAGAGAUUCAAAGGCAUAAAUAUAUUAAAAUAUGUAUUUUUAAAAAGAAAACAAGAAGCUAGUGAUUGUCAACAAUAAGAUUCAGACCAUAUUUACUUAAGAUUCAAGGUUUAAUUUGACAUUCCUUUUUCUGACCCAUGUUGUAAGGGUGAAGUGAUUGAAAGCGUGCUUCCACUUAUAUAUUAGGAUGGUCACCUAUGGUAUUUGCUUUGUAAAAGCCAUGAAGAAAAUACAAAUGUUGCUUAUUUUGACAUUGUGCCCCCUUGUAAGAAUAAAGACUCACAAAAUGUGGUUUUGUGGCAACUUUCUAUUAUCUUAAUUAAUGAUGAGGCAAAUGAGGCAAGUGGUAAUGCUACUGCUCUUUUCCAGUAUAUCAUUAAUUGGUGUACUGCCGACAGCAAAUGCAGAAGAAAAUAUAAUGAUGGUUUCACCUCCCUUUGAAUUGCGCCUGGUGCAUCUGGAUCUCAAGGGGGCUCCACCCAGAGUCUCAUACCUGGCAGAGAUCUUCCCAUUGCUCCAUGAGCUGGGUGCAAAUGGUAUUCUCCUUGAAUAUGAGGAUAUGUACCCUUAUGAUGGAGAACUGAAGCCACUCCGAUCAAAUGAUGCAUACAGUCCCGCUGAGGUUAAAGAGAUUUUAAAGCUGGCAAAGUCGCAUGAUUUGGAGGUGAUCCCCUUAAUACAGACGUUUGGACAUAUGGAGUUUGUUUUGAAGCACAAAGAAUUCUGCCACCUCCGAGAAGUGGCAAUGUUCCCCAACACAGUGAACCCCCAUAAAGAGGAUUCCUUGAAAUUGGUUAUUGCAAUGAUACAGCAAGUAAUGGCACUGCAUGACGAUCUCCGUUGGUUUCACAUUGGCUGUGAUGAGGUGUAUUACCUUGGUGAAGGGGAAGAAUCCAAGGAAUGGCUGCAGCAAGAAGAAAAUACUAUUGAAAAGUUGUGCCUAGACCACAUGAAAGCAGUGGCCAGUCACAUAGUCUCAGCCCAUCCCACUGUGAAACCAAUUGUAUGGGAUGACAUGCUGAGGAGAAUGAGUAAAGAAACUCUGAGAGAUUCUGGGCUAGCACAAAUGAUAGAGCUGAUGAUUUGGGAUUAUUCUCCUGAUCUUGAUGUGGAGAGUAAAGCCAAUCUCAUUGAAAAGUACCAAAGGUGUAACUUCUCAAAAUUCUGGUUUGCUAGUGCCUUUAAAGGAGCCACUGGAGUAAACCAGUGCUUGACACUCAUUGGACACCAUCUUAAAAACCAGGAGCAAUGGCUGAAAGUGGCUAAGAGCUGUCCUGCUGGUAUCAUAAGAGGAAUCACUCUGACUGGCUGGCAAAGGUAUGAUCACUUCUCCGUUUUGUGUGAACUUCUGCCUGUGGGAAUUCCAUCCUUAGCCAUAUGUCUCCAAGCAUUAAAGAAUGGUGGCUAUUCAGAAAAAGUGAGAGAAGAUGUAGAAAAAUUACUGGGGCUCUCCCAUUUGGAAAUAAACAGCUUCAUGAGUGGUAUCACAGGGACUUUCCCAGGAAAUGAAAUUCUCUCAUUUGUAACUCAAAUUGCGUUUUACCUCAAAUCCUCAAUAGAUGAACUUUUGGAAAACAACAGAUAUGUUACAGGUUGGUUUAGUCCCUACCACAGAAAAAGAAAGAAGAUCCAUCCCAUAAUGAUUCAUCACUUUCAGCCAGAUGCCGUAAGGCUUCUGACCAAAUGGACUGUUCUAACAGAGGAAUUGCAAACAGCCAUGAAAAAGAUUUUCUACACCACUGCUAUAGAAGAAUGGAUAGAAGAAAAUGUCGAACCAAGCCUUCAAAGACUUCAAGGAACAGUAGAUGAUCUGAACUGUGCAGUACAGGAAUUGUCUUAGCAUUUUGAUAUAUGACUUUGCUAAUUGGAAACUCAACUUUCAGUUAGAAUCAAGCAAAUAAAUAAUAGGGUAUGUCCAGAUGAAUUUUAAUACGUUUGGCAUUAUAAUGAAAGUCUGGGGUUAUAAGAGAGAUGAGUCUUCUUUUUAUCAUGCUUUAAAUUUAAAAUUAAAUUUAAAAAUCAUGCAGACACUUUAAGUAAAUAUGCUUAGAAUACUUCCCCUGAAGUGUGAGAAAAGUUAAGUAUAAAAUUUUUCUCUCUUAAAUACUACAAUGGUUAGGAAUCUUCUAACUAAACAGUGGUGGGACAUUCAGGAUAUAGCAAACGAACUAUCUUCAUGCAACCAAAAAUUUUAAGGAAUUCAUAAAAAACAAGUGAGGAUUAGCAUACAGACAACUUAAAAAUGGACAUUUACAAAUUAACAGAGAACUUUACAUGGGAUUGUAAUGUGAGAAAGAGAGCACACAAGAGUAUAAUCUCUUCCAUUUAACUAAGCCUGUUUAUACUGCAAGUAAUCUUGCAUCUGUUACAGUUUCUUGAAGCUGUGCAUUUGAACAUUUAGUGAUUUCAGCUACUAAGGCACCAACUGUUCCUCUGCCAGACAUUCAAUGCAGGAAAAAAUAUACAAUUUUGUUAUAGCCACUCUUUACUUUUAACUUCAAACAGGCACCUUUCCAUUUUAAGUAUUAAGGUUCAUCCAGGCAAGAACUUUAAUUAAAUAGUAUUUUCCAAUAAAUCAAACUGCCUUGUAAGAUUAGUUUACAACACAAAUGUUUAUAAAUAAAUGUUGAAGUUAAGACUUUUUUUUUCAGAACUAUAUAAAAGAGCGCCUGUCUUAUCCUAGUCAGAGAUACAAUCACAUUUCCAAGAUGUCAGAUUGCUUCCAAAAGAAUAUCUUAAUAUUGACCCCAAAUAACCAUCUGUAAUCAGUUCUGAGAUGAGCAAUGAGCAUUCAGUUCCAUGAACCAGAACAGGUGACAGCCUCAUGCCUAAAUUUCCUUAUGCAGCUCAGGUUGUCUCACCAUCUCAAAGACACGUUUGUGUUACAUUCAAUUUGAUAUCAAACCAUUUCUUAUUUUAAUGUUCUAAUUAUAAUCUUGCUUAGAUGGAUAUUUCUUCUACUGUAUCAAUUUCAGUGAAUUAUGAAAUAUUGUCCAGCUUUUAAAAAUGCACACAUUUGUAGACACAGCUCUAUUGCUUAAUUGUGCAAGAAAAAAACUUUUAAUUUCUAAUGCCAUAGCCAGGAAACAAGUAUUUAUAGAAUGGAGUUUAUAACUUUUCCUAAACCAUUGUUAUUUUUUUAAAAGCAAGAAGUUGUUUUACAAAGGAAGCAUUAAAAUGUGUUACUAUAGUAUUUGAAUAUCUGACAAGGAAUAUUAAUACUCAGUAUGAAACAGUGCAAUAAUUUUUAAAUUGUACAACUGAAAAACCACUUUAUAAAGCACAUUCACUUUCCAAUAAACAUCUUAACACUUUU
This is a messenger RNA of Thamnophis sirtalis, 3591 nucleotides long. RefSeq names its product hexosaminidase D (gene HEXD). Gene Ontology annotation, biological process: carbohydrate metabolic process. The record is from RefSeq and is a predicted model, not a curated record. Lineage: Eukaryota; Metazoa; Chordata; Lepidosauria; Squamata; Natricidae. Gene Ontology annotation, molecular function: hexosaminidase activity.